GCAUUCUAAGAGUUCGACUGCUAAGAAUUUGGUGUCAGUAUUGAUGGAUGUUUGUUCUACUUUUGGCUUCAUGAAGGAGUUACGGUCUGAUAGAGCAGGCUGUUUCUCGUCGAAGUACACUCGAGAAUGCCUUGGUCGACAUAAUGUUCGAGUUCACCUUAUUAACCCUCGGAGUCCUUUCUCGAAUGGUUUAGUAGAAAGACGAAUGCGAGAGGUUAAACAGGUUUUCAAGUUGUAUGGAGUCAGAAGGUCAGGUAGAUGGUUUGAUCAAGUGCCGAGUGUAUUGCGAAGAUUAAAUAAUGUGGUGUUACCGAAACCAUUGCAUACUACACCGUUUGAGUUGAUGUUUGGGCGAAGCUUC
This is a messenger RNA of Perkinsus marinus ATCC 50983, 361 nucleotides long. RefSeq lists its product as hypothetical. The record is from RefSeq and is a predicted model, not a curated record. The transcript has a single exon. Gene Ontology annotation, biological process: DNA integration. NCBI's taxonomy places the organism in Eukaryota, Perkinsozoa, Perkinsida, Perkinsidae. The annotation marks the transcript as partial. Gene Ontology annotation, molecular function: nucleic acid binding.